AAAAAAAAAAGAGAAAAGAUUGAACUCAAAACCUCUUCAUUGUGGUGGAUGGAUUCAAAUUCCAAGGAGGUUUCUCAAACAACCACCUCCACUAGUCAAUCUGAGAAGAAGAAGAAGAGUCUGUGUUAUCACAUAGUAGUAUUAGUAAUAGGUUGUAUCUUCUUCACUUUCUUAUUCUCUCUACUUUCUUUCUUCAUAAUCUUCACUGCUGGUUUUGUCUCAAUUUUUAUUGAUAAUUUCUCAAUUCCAACUACUUCUUCACUCUCAACCCAAUGCAAGAUUGUCUCUACAGGUGUGGAUCUUAGGUCGUCUAAGGUGUGUGAACUUGGACUGUUGAACUAUAAAGCCAAGUAUGUGUUUGACCCGCUUGACAAAACAAGGUUUCGAUGCCGUUACGAUUAUUAUUGGGCUACUAUCUUUAAGAUUGAAUACAGGGAACAUUCUUCAGGUGAAAUAAGAAGUGUGUUAGUAGAAGCACCAAAGGAGGCCCUACCUCUUGAUUGUAGGCCUAGUUUUGGCACGGCAUGGCUGACCAAAGACAAGUUUAAAGUGAAUGAAACUUACAGCUGUAAGUACACACCUGGCGUUUCCGAUGUGGAUAUCUUUCCUGAUAAUCUGUUCCAUUGUCAAGCUAAAGACCCAUCUACGUUUGACAUGAUUCGAAGUUAUUCCUCUCUCUCAAUGAAGAUCAUAGGUUUCUGGUUCACCAGCAAGUGGAGCACUAAGCGUGCAAUUCAAUCAGCAGUAUCUGGAAUUUUCACUGGAAUGGCUACUUCAAUGACUGUACUCAUUCUGGUUACUGUGCUACAAAGAUCGAAAUCAAGGGUGGUUAAAAUUCUAGAUGCAAGAAAUCUCCAUCUUUCCGUGUAUGGGGUAUAUUUGAAACGAGUUUGUUUUCUUGUUGUAUACUUCUGGUGCAUGGGUUGGUUGACCAUCCAAUAUAGUAAGAUGCUAGGCCUCCCUGAUCUGUUCGGCAGCUCUUAGUCUUAGUUUAAAUGGGAAAAUACAGUCUUUUGUAAAUUUGCCCCAUGUUGUUUAGUUAUGUGGUAUACCAUGUAAUGCACGGGGCAUGCUUUUAAUUGGUAUCGGGAAAAAUAUAUAUAUUCACAAAACCAUUAUAUGAAGAAUGAAUAAUUUCUGAGGAGUUCCCUUUGUAUGUCUUUAUAUUUUCAGUACACAAUAUAGUUCUAUGGAUUGUUUUUGCUCCA
Papaver somniferum (opium poppy) is the source of this 1208-nucleotide messenger RNA. RefSeq lists its product as uncharacterized. The coding region runs from base 49 to 984 and encodes 311 amino acids. The transcript has 5 exons. The record is from RefSeq and is a predicted model, not a curated record. NCBI's taxonomy places the organism in Eukaryota, Viridiplantae, Streptophyta, Magnoliopsida, Ranunculales, Papaveraceae.